Heterocephalus glaber (naked mole-rat) is the source of this 5612-nucleotide messenger RNA. RefSeq names its product chromosome unknown C10orf71 homolog (gene CUNH10orf71). Gene Ontology annotation, cellular component: Z disc. NCBI's taxonomy places the organism in Eukaryota, Metazoa, Chordata, Mammalia, Rodentia, Bathyergidae. Gene Ontology annotation, biological process: positive regulation of calcineurin-NFAT signaling cascade. The record is from RefSeq and is a predicted model, not a curated record.
UGCAUGGAUCAUUUUAAUAUGGUGUCUUUAACUCCUUCAGAAAGAUACCUAGAAGGGGAGGAGCUGAGUCUAGUAGAAUUUUUGGUUUCAGUUUUUAGGAGUCUCCAUGGCACCUACUGGAUGCUUUUCAGAUGUCAGCUUCCUUGUUGCCCAAGGCAAUGCUGUUGCGCAUUAUUCCUGCCAUGCUGGAUGUGAGGCUCCUUCCCCCAAGGCAUCCGCUUCCAAAACCUGAGGUCUCUGUCUUAGUCCCUAAAAUCCCAACAACUGUGUGGCUUGCAGACAAGAAGCAUUUAUGUCUCACAGUGUUGGAGCCGGAAGUCCGAGUUCGAGGCCCAGCAGCCAGGUUCUCAGAAGAGGCAAUAUCUCCUGCAUCCUGGCCCACAGGAGGAGGGAAAAGGGAAGAGCAUCCAGGGGCCUUUGUGAAGGCACAAACCUCAUAGGCCUGCACAGGUUGGCUCUGGUAGGCAGUACACACAGGUGUUCCAUGAGUGGCUGCACAGAAAAGCUUUGAGCUCAACGAGCAGAGGCCCCAACUUCUUCAGGAGAGUCGGAGGAACUGCAACUUCUGCCUUGCACAGAUGGGCUGUGAUGACACGAAAAGUGAGCAAGAAAAUAAAUUUGGAAACUACAAAACCUAAAGCCCAGAAAGACAGGCACGUGCAGCCCCUGCUGUGGUAACAGAGAAAAAGAAAAUCCGUGCUUCGCACUUGGAACUGAUACACAGGAAGCUCCAAUUCUGUGGGAAGUGGGCUGAACCUACCCUCGCCAGCAUCGUCACCCAAAGUUCCCAGCUGACAGGGACAUGCAAGGAAACAAGAAGUGCACAGACGGGUUCAGUGACUCCUCGAGCAUCGGCAGUGUGCUGGACGAUGCGGACCGGGAAGUGAGCAACCUCACAGACCGGGCCUUCCGGAGCCUAUGCAUCUCUGAGGAUGCCUCCUUCCAUGACUCUAAUCUGGCCCUGUCCCCAGAAGUCACCCACCGGGGGUUUGGGCCUCUCUACCAGAACACCGUGAGCCAUGCCCGCAGGAAGAGUGGCAUCUGGAGCCAGCUUCCAUCACAAGGCACAGAGCACACAGGCUGGGCUGCCACCUUCCAACAGCAGCCCAAGUACGUUCAAGGGGAGGACAAAUACCCCAAAAGCAGCCCCCCGCUCACACCAGCCCAGCAGAGACUAGAGGUGCCAGUUUCCGGCCUGCGGAGCAGCCACAAGCCUGUUUCCAAAGUAUCGUCCCUGAUCAAGUCUUUUGACAGGACUGAGAGCCAGCACUGCGACAGCAGGCUGCCCCCCAGCAAGCCUCCAGCUCUCAAAAAUCCCCCCAAAUUUGCCCCUCUUCCCGACAGCAGUGUCAACUUUUGCUUCGACUCAGCCUUUCUGACAGUCAGGAGAGUGCCGGCCGAGGUCUCCAGCGCACAGCAAAGCAGCCACCAGCCCACCUGGAGCCAUGGAGAACAAGGGUCCCCCCAAAACCCCGAGAUGGCCCAUCAUGACUCCAGCAGUUUCCUCUCGAAACCAGACAGUGCAACCAGCUCAUUUGAGUCCAGCUUCCCCUCUCCAGCCCACCACCCCGCCAAGAUGGAGCCUGGCAGAGGCCAGGAGUGGGCACACAAAAGGACCUUUCUGCACAGUGAGAACAGUGCCUUUGAGUCAUGGGACACCCACCAACCCAAGUUGUUUGAGAGAAAGAAUGUUGCUGAAAGCAUGCCCGAAAGCAAAGUUCCCAAACAUUAUGAGGACAAGCCCCCCAUAAGAGAAGCCCAUGAUCCACAGCACAAAGUCUCUCCCUGUCCAGUCCGGCCCAGCUGCGCGCAGGAGAACAGGUCGGCCUCAAGGGCUCUGUCCAUCUCUGGACCACAGGGGGUCAGGGACCCAGGAUCCCAGGUUUUUCUCAUAGAAGGAAAAGCGGCCAGCUCACACCCUGACCCUCAGGUAAGGCCAAGCCAGCCUCCAUGGAGGAAGCCAAAGACCAGCAGGGGCAGGAAGGAAAAUCUGGCAGAUGUUGUAGAAGAGCAGAAGCAGACUCACAAGAGAGGCCCCGCUCUGUACACAAAACACAACACACAGGCACACCUCACAGAAAAUGAUGCCAUGGACAUGCCUGAGGACCUCGACCAACAUUACAGCCCUCCUUUCAAUAUCAGCAAGCUCCUGACCCCUGUCAUCCCUACCAAGCACGCCCUGGAGUCAUCAGACAACUGGCCAGAGGAGACCAGCCCGUCCCCACCAGGGAAGCUGAAUGGAUAUCAGGAGCAAGAGCAGGGCGAGCAUCCGUUGAGAGACAGCUACAAAUCCAAAGCGCCCAGUCUGCUGUUCAACCUCAAGGACGUGCGGAAGUGUGUCAAGAGCAUGUACAGUCCCUCACCUCUCUCCAAAGGCUUUGAUGAGAAAUCCCAAGGAAAGGCUGGUGGCAAACAAGAACCAGUGAGCAAUGGGGUCAUGCUUCCCAAUGGGCUCGAGGAAAGCCCUCCAAAUGAGCUGUUUGCAGAAAGGCCAGCCGAGGCCCCUACUGCCUCGCACACUGGCUCCCAGAACCCUACAGCCAACCAGGGUGAAGGCUCUGUGCACAACCUUGGCUCCCCUCCCACAGUCGCCACAGCCCCCUUCUGUGUCAACGGGAAGGCUGCAGGAAGGAGCGGUGAGGAGAAAGACGCUGUCGGUAGGGAGUCAGAGCCAGGUUCUUCCAAGUCCACCUGGCACCCAGACAGCAGGGGACAAGGCCCCAGGAAGCACCUGUCCCUGAAGCUGUGCACCAGGGAGCCUGAGGCCGAGGCUGGGGAGGCUGCAGAGCAAACCAAGCCCCACCCGCUGGAGAAUGGGCUCUCGAGAUCCAUCUCCCAGGGUGCGGAACCCAAGCGUGAAACGGGGCUUCUGAGACCAUGGCCCGACCAGAAAGCCUCCCCGGGGCCCCUUUCCCCUGAGGAGGAGGAGGAUGUGUUUUACAGUGACAGCCAGUCUGACUUUAUGCCAGGCCUCCGCAGGAAGACGGAGUUCAGCACCAGCUCUUCAGAUCCAUCUUUUGCUUCAUUUGACGAUCAGCAGAAGAUGGGGUUUUCUGAGAGCCAGAGGGAAAACAGGAAGAAUGACUUGAGUGCAGGCGACAGUGAGAAGGAGAAGAAGGAAUAUGUGACGGGGACGGGUGACAUCCUGAGCAAUGGGCACACAUAUGUGGGAGAGCACAGCCAGAGCGAGGUGCCACAAAGCACAGGAGGUUUGUGUGCAGGCAGCCCCAGGAGGGCGUCCACCGAGGAAGCAACUCUCAGCAGCUCUCAGAUGGGGGUAAAUAGGGACUCGGCCCUUUCACAGGCCAAAGGCCCCACCCACUCUCCAUCUCCUGCAGCAAGCAAGCACCUGCUGUUUACAAUUAAAGACAACACCCUGAGGGCCACCCCGGUGAUCAGACCCAUCAUCCUGCCCCUGCUGAGGACCCUGUCCUCAGAGGACUCAUUCAGAGGGGGCCACAGAGAGGAAGAAUCCCCAAGGCAAGGCUGGGGUGAGAAUGCUGGAGGUCGCAAUGUUCUUAAUAGCCGGGAAAUGCCCACCACACCAAUACCCGCUAACACUUGGGGCGCACGCUCAAAGCGCAUGCCCUUUGAGGUCCCAGAGGAUCCUGGGCAGGUGUCCACAGCAGCUGGGGCAGACACCUCCCAGCCAGACCCAGAGGAGACUUUCUCACCUCUGCCACUGGUGGGAGAGGGCAACAGGACAAAGUCACCCUCAGAUGGGGCACCGGAAGUUGUUGCCAGGAAUGGAAGGAGCAGGCCCACAGACUGGAGGAGGCUGGCUGCCCCAAGACACAUCCCCACCAUUGCUUUCCCCGAGGGUGACCUGGAAGAGCAGUCAUCCUGGCAGACACCGGCCAUCGGCUGGGAAGAGCCGAUGCAAAGUGUCCAAGGCCACUUUCUGUCUGCACCCAGAGCAGGGCCACUGGGGAGGAGAUUGGUCCUGGGUGAAAGGGCGACAUCUCCCAACCCCAGCUCCCUGGGAGAGAGCAGCGCCUGCUCACCUGCUGCCAGCAGCCUUUGGGACGACACCUCUCAGGCACCCGGGGACCUGGGUCUACUGCCCGAGGAGCCCCCCAGCAGUGCCAGUCCCUGGGCCCCAGGUCCUGCCAGGCUGGCACACCGGGAGGACCUGACACAUGGCCUCAUGUGGGAGCCAGACAGCUCAGACCCCCAGUGCCAGCUGGCCAUGGAGGACCUCCGACCACCCUCCCCGGGAGGCUCCUUGCUGGACUCGGCCACCGGCCCAAAGAGACCUGAGCCUCCCACUCAGCUGGAGAGGGCAGCUGGGAAGCCCCCCGCAGUGCCCCCCAAAACAGAGAAGGCCCUUCGGCGAGCUAAGAAGCUGGCAAACAAGCGAAGAAAGAGUGAUCAGGUGGCUGAGAGGCUCAGCGAAGCCAGAGAAGGUCAAGAGGGGACAGUCUGUGGGCCCCAGGCCUUUGGGGAGGGACCCCAGCUCCCUGCUGUGCAUGCACUGCCCCCUCCUGCACACCGCCACUCGGUAUCAGGCAUUGUGGAGCCCAUAGGAAGGCGGCUGUGGGAGGCCCAGCCCCUGGCACCCCUGCCCCCGUACCCUGCCAUGCAGAAGGUCCUCCAGGACCCACAGUCUGGGGAGUACUUCGUCUUCGACCUGCCCCUCCAGGUGAGGAUCAAGACCUUCUAUGACCCUGAGACGGGCAAGUACAUCAAGGUCUCAGUCCCUGCCUCCGAGCGGGCCUCACCCGAGCCCCCUGGGCAGGAUGCCCUGGCUGAGCCCUACCUACUAUACCCUGGCCUCCGGCCAGUGCCCAUCACCACGCUGAGGCCCCUGCGCUGCUCUUCCCAGCUCUCUGCACCCACCUUCCUGGGGCAGAGCCUUCACUCCAGGCCCUACAGUGCCCACGACACUGGGCCUCAGUGCAACACCAGCCCACCCAAGGGCACCCAGCACCCGCGGGGGCCACACAGGGGCCCAGAGGACGAGAAAGUGGAAGCCCCAGGUCUGGCCAUCAUCUCCACCGACGACCUGGAGGACUUUGCCACUGAAGGCAUUUCUUGAGGGUUACAACGGACUGAUCCCCACCCCCCAAAACCAAAGAGCUUACAUCCUGUCCCCUCAAACAGGCAGUCUCUCCUUCAUACACACACACACACACACACACACACACACACACACACACACACACACUCAGCCAUCUGAGAUCCCAAUUGUCCAAAGGGAAGUGGAGAUCUACCAGCCCCCUCGGAGGAGGGUGCUCUUUGCAUAGCCCAUCCCCACACCCCCUCCCAGCUCAACCCACGCCAUCUCUGCCUCCCCCAUCCUGCCCUGCCCAGUCCCUGCCCAGUCCCUGCCCCAGGGCAGUGUAACUCAGUUACUGGGUCCUUGGGGCUGCUGACUCUGGCAGUCUCCAGCCUUCCUUAAGGUGAGCUGGCCAGGGAGGCAUCCAGAAAUGUUGAACCCUGCUGUGGGUGGCCGUAUCCCACCUGAAGCGGAGCAACACAUAGCAGGCUGCAGGUCACCUCAGCAGUCUUGGAGAAAUGACAGUGAGAAUGAGGACAUGUGCCCCCGGGGCUAUUUUCUGACAAAGAGAAGGCUACAGUCUAAAAAAUGAAACAAGUUUGCCAACACAGUU